Molecule: messenger RNA, 1349 nt
Organism: Polychytrium aggregatum
Lineage: Eukaryota; Fungi; Chytridiomycota; Chytridiomycetes; Polychytriales
Exons: 2
Coding region: 59-1309 (416 amino acids)
Biological process (GO): dolichol-linked oligosaccharide biosynthetic process; polyprenol catabolic process
Cellular component (GO): endoplasmic reticulum
Molecular function (GO): 3-oxo-5-alpha-steroid 4-dehydrogenase activity
Source: RefSeq, a predicted model, not a curated record
UUUCGCGUUCCACCAGCAAAUUCGAUCAUCCCGCUCCUCCUGUGCUGUUCUCGCCGCCAUGCUCUGCGACUGGGGCGAGGUCAUCUUUCGCUUCCAGACCCUGGGUCUCAUCGUCGACGCCUUCUUCAUCUCGGCCACAGCCACCGUGCUGCUCUGCGUCUUGGUGCCGUCCCUGCAAUCCACCCUGCGAUAUGGCAAAUCUCUCGAACCCGAUCGCGACAACAACAGCAGCAGCAACAGCCCUGCCCAGCAGUCGAGCGCCUGCCGUGAGGUGCAGUGGCCCGCCUUCUUCUACGUUGACAAGACCAAGUUCCUGCACUUUUACGCCUGGGGACUUCCUCUGGUCACCGAGAUCCUCUGGGAGCUAGCCAUAUACGACCCGUGCUCUGCGAACUCGUCGUGCACCCUGCCUCACUCUUUCCAAACACCCGUGCUGGGAACGAUUCAAUGCCUCUUUCCGAUCAAGCCGACGCAGCCGGUAUCGCCGCUGCCUCGAUCGGUGGCCGAGGCUAGCAGUAGGCUGAGCGAGGCAAGCGUCCAUCUCCUCGGGUUGCUGUUUUUGUGGAUCCAGAUGAUCCGUCGACUCUGUGAAGAAGUCGCCAACAACACCAACAACACCAACAACACCAACAACACCAACAGCCCCAACGGCGCCCGAACGUCGGGAGCAAAGAUCCACAUCUUCCACUAUCUUGCCGGGAUCCUGUUCUACACCUUUGCACCCCUCUGUCUGGUCGAGUCCGGCUUGGAAUCGUUUGUGCAGGCCCAUGGCGUUCUGGGCUGCGGGCCGAUCUCGACACCCACCAAGCUCGCUGCUGUGGCCUCGGCGAUCCGGUUUGAGGUUCGCCAUGGAAUCGCUGCGGCACUGUUUGCUUGGGCGUCGCUGGAGCAACUCUGGGCUCACUCGCACCUCAGGUCCCUCCGAAAGAUCGCUCGCUCGACAAGCUCACCAGACGGCCACUCAGCGAGUCUCUUGACCAGCAGCAGCAACAGCAGCAGCAACAGCAGCAGCAACAGCAGCAGCAGCACGGAUCAAGGCAAAAUCUCCACCCACAGCCGGAGAUACGCCCUCCCCAGCGCACGCUGGUUCGUGCAUGUAUCAUGCCCACACUAUCUCUCCGAGAUCGGAAUCUACGCCAGCCUGGUGGUCUGGACGGGCGGGCGCUCGGUCUCGCUGUGGCUCAUGUGGUUGUGGGUCGUGUGCGAUCUCUCGGUCGCUGCGGAUAUGCAGUGGUCAUGGUAUCGUCGCCACUUUCCAGAGCAGAUGGCGGCCACCCGACGCCGGCGACUCGUUCCGUUUGUGUGGUGAAGACAAGACAAGGCCAAUACAUCUCUCUGAUCGACUUCCA